AUGCACCUCUUAUCUGCCGUUUGUAUCCUUGGUUUAUCUGCCAUAGUCAAUGCGGACGGCGGGUACUCCGGCAGUUGUAAAAACCCUAUCAUGUUCGAUUCGAGCUUGAACAUCCAAUGUGCCGGCUCUGAUGAUAAGGGAAGCUUCUGGGAGACAUCCGUACUUGAUUUGAACAAGUGUUACGCUACCAUCGCGGAUGCUUCUAUUGUCCCCCGCAUCAAUGGAAAUUUCAUGAAACGAUGCGGUUACUGCGAUGUUGACAGUGGUGGUGAAUUGUCCUGUUUCUGCUUCGAUGGCGAUGAUAACCGGAGCCUGCAAAAGGCUGAUCUGAAUGUUGCUAUUCGCAACAGCAACGGACUUAUUCACUGCGAUGUUGAAGAGGGAGGCGUUACUUCGACGUCUCUGCAGAAGGAAUAUAAUGACUAG
Molecule: messenger RNA, 426 nt
Organism: Aspergillus affinis
Lineage: Eukaryota; Fungi; Ascomycota; Eurotiomycetes; Eurotiales; Aspergillaceae
Product: Cyanovirin-N
Exons: 3
Coding region: 1-426 (141 amino acids)
Source: RefSeq, a predicted model, not a curated record